GGCUCGGCUCGGCUCCGCACACCCCAUCAUGGCGCUGCGGCGGCCGGAGCUGCUCCGGCUCCUGCUCCUGCCCCUGCUCGGCUGCAGACUCUUGGCUGUGGAGCUGAUAUCCAGCAACACCCAGCCCGUGGUGCAGGAAUUCCAGAGUGUUGAGCUGUCCUGCAUCAUUAAAUCCACUGUGACGCCAGAUCCCAGGAUCGAGUGGAAGAAAAUCCGAGACGGAGAAACCUCUUACGUGUUUUUUGACAAUAAAAUGCAGGGAGACUUUGCGACCCGGGCAGAGAUCCUGAGCCGGACAUCCCUGGUGAUCAAGAACACCACCCGGAUGGACACGGCCACGUACCGCUGCGAGGUGGCAGCGCCCUCCGACACCAAAAGCAUCGACGAGAUCAACAUCCAGCUCACGGUCCAAGUGAAACCCAUGACUCCCAGAUGCACUGUGCCUAAAGCUGUACCUGUUGGCAAGUCAGCCUCUCUUCACUGCCACGAGAAUGAAGGUUUCCCCAAGUCCACUUACAGCUGGUACCGCAACAGCGAACCUUUGUCACCCGACAUGAAAGCCAAACCCCACAACUCCUCCUACACCCUGAACCCCGCCACAGGCACUCUGGUUUUCCACGCAGUGCACAAAGGUGACACAGGACGUUACUUCUGCAUAGCAACAAAUGAUGCUGGCUUUGCCAAGUGUGAGGAGCAGGAGAUGGAAGUCUAUGACCUCAAUAUCGGUGGGAUAAUCGGGGGAGUCCUGGUGGUCCUGGCAGUUUUGGUGCUCAUCACCUUUGGGAUCUGCUGUGCCUACAGGAGGGGAUACUUUGCCAACGGCAAAGAGAGCGGGGAAAGCUACAAGACUCCAGCAAAACCUGAUGGCGUUAACUAUAUCCGGACAGAUGAUGAGGGCGACUUCAGACACAAGUCUUCGUUCGUCAUAUAGGACACCAAAAGAAUACAGCAAAACCAGCAAAAGUGUGAAAAUACCUCCUCCAGGAACUCAAAGCAAGAGCAAAAGAUUAAUUAAGUGCGCUUGGAAGAGUUUGGAACACACAAGAACUCGAUAGCUAGCUAUCUGUAUAUCUUUUUUUUCUUUGCCAAAGUUUAAAGUAACUCCUCACUGCCCAACUCGCGUCUCCCCUGCCUCUGGAGAUACCAACAGGAUCACCUAAACCUGUCCUUGGACUAAGGAAGCAUUUUAAUACUUCCCAAGAGACUGGGCUGUGGAAGUUUGUGGCAUUGCCUUCUAUUUGUGCUGCAGGGACACGGCCACAAUGUGCAGACCACCCAGGGGGACAGCAUUAGGUAAACGUGCAGUAGACAUUGCUAGUACGUGUUACUAGGAGACAAAAAAAAGGUGCUGAUACAGCAGUAGAUGGACUUCAAACAGCGAGAUUUAUCCAUGCAAGGGGGGGGGUUUCCUCCCAGCAGCUCAUUGCCCAGGCCUGGCUGGUGACUUUUACACAUUCGUGUGUAAAAGAUUGUCCUGUGCUCGACUCUGACUGCUCAGGAGCAGGGGGGGUGUCUCUGAACAGCCAACAGCGAACACCACUAAUGUUCUCGGCCCCUGUGUAAACUUAAUUCUUGUUAUUUAACAUGAUGACCCACCAGGCCAGGAUUGCUUCUGUUCCCUGCUUUGUAGAGAACUCAUUGCACGCAGGUAACCCCUCCAUCUAAUCUGCACAAAGCAGACUUGCCUCCUGAGUCUUUCCGUGCUGAAAGAGGCUUAGAGGGGAGGCACAGAACGAGUGCUGAGACAUCCCUUUCAGGAAAAUUAAAGCCAAAUACUUUUCCUAGGCUGAGAUUGCCAUAAAAGGUACUGAGAUAUCUUCCAGCUUUUUUUACCUUCUCCGUUUCUUUUGUAGAACCCCACGUUCUAAAUUUUUUGCAAAGAUCUAUUUUGAUUACUUCAGAAAAAGGUAACAUUUCUAUUUAAAGUGUAAAUACGUGAUGCCAGCAGUGUUUAAGUAACGGAGCUAUUUUUUUACUGUUGAAGCUACAGAGAGGAGCUCAACUGUUGCUAUAAUAUGGCACUGUCAGAGCAUAUCAGUAUUAGUGCAAACUGUAUUAAAAAGCUGCAGGUGGAACAGCAUCUCUUUCCUCUUAAACCAGCUUCAGCCAUUUCCUUGUCACAAGAGGUCUUACCAGACACAGAACAGAGUCACUCAGGGAUAGUUUUUGUAAAUUUUCGGCAGGAGCUGUCAACUUUUUUUUUUUUAUAUAGAAAACUUCUCUUGCCAGUGACCAACACUUUGUUUUUGUUGUUGCAAGAAAUAUCCAGGGAUGGCUAUUUUGGAUUCAGUUCCAACGAGGUGACAGAGUGACUUCAAUGUUUGCUGCCCCUCUGCAAGUUCCCUAAAGCACUAACACGGUGUGACAGCUACAGCAACCCGACAGGUUUAAAGCUUACACGGCCAAGGCCACUGUUUCUGGAGCUGGGAAGGCAAAAGCACGACACAAAAGCACUUUCUCGGUGUCAGAUGAAACUUUUCUCUAGGUGGUAAAAGAAAAAAAAAAAUAAAUUAAUUUGGUUCUUUUGGCUUGAGAGAGAAUAGCUGGAAA
This is a messenger RNA of Lepidothrix coronata (blue-crowned manakin), 2550 nucleotides long. RefSeq names its product junctional adhesion molecule 3 (gene JAM3). The record is from RefSeq and is a predicted model, not a curated record. Gene Ontology annotation, molecular function: protein homodimerization activity; protein heterodimerization activity. Bases 29 to 931 code for a protein of 300 amino acids. The transcript is spliced from 9 exons. Gene Ontology annotation, biological process: cell adhesion; angiogenesis. Lineage: Eukaryota; Metazoa; Chordata; Aves; Passeriformes; Pipridae.